Trichoderma citrinoviride is the source of this 948-nucleotide messenger RNA. RefSeq lists its product as hypothetical. Gene Ontology annotation, biological process: DNA repair. Bases 1 to 948 code for a protein of 315 amino acids. Lineage: Eukaryota; Fungi; Ascomycota; Sordariomycetes; Hypocreales; Hypocreaceae. The record is from RefSeq and is a predicted model, not a curated record. The transcript has 3 exons.
AUGUCACAGAAACGAACCAUUGACGCCUUCUUUGGACCUCCUCCAAAGCGGUCCCGUAGCGAUGUCGCCAAAGGCAUAAGCAUUCCAGAGGAGCAAGAUGAAGUCAUUCUCAAGACCCAUCAUUCAGAAUACCCAUUUCCAAUUGCUCAACUUCCCGCAUCUAUAAGCAGAGAGCUAUCGUCCCUCCCAGCUCGCCCUCCUCGGGCCAUCAAUAAUGAACCAGACCUAGAUCUUCUCUACUUCGAACCUUAUGUGCCGGAUUAUCUGGCGCGCCAACUUUUCCAGUUCUUGCGAGCAGAGCUCCCGUUUUACAAGGUAGAAUGGACCACAGUCUUUGGUCUUGACGAGACGUCGAAAUUUGACAACGAAGGCGUCGUAGUGGACGCAAACACGGGCGUAAAGGUCCCGUCAGAGAGACGCUACGACAAAUACCCUCCUCGACCUAUCCCCAAGUGUCUCGAUGACCUUCGUCAAUCCACCGAGGCGGCUACGGGGUGCAAGUUCAACUUCUGCCUGGUCAACUACUACUCUUCGGGUGCGGAUAGCAUCUCGUUCCACAGCGAUGACGAGAGGUUCCUUGGCCCGGAUCCUGCCAUCGCCUCCUUUUCGUUGGGCGCACGACGAGACUUUCUCUUGAAGCACAAGCCGGUCGCACCAGAUCAGGGCGAGAGGUCAGCUUCUAAAUCGCCUACGCUAAAGUUCCCCUUGAACAGCGGCGACAUGAUACUCAUGAGAGGGAAGACGCAGUCUAACUGGCUCCAUUCCAUACCGAAGCGCACGGGAAAGAAUCAAGAAGACGGAGGCAGAAUCAACAUUACUUUCAGAAGGGCCAUGGUCAAAGGGGGGACAGAAAAUUAUUACAACUAUAAUGUCGGGAGUGGUCCCGUCUAUCGCUGGGACAAAGCGAGCGGUGCCAUGAUGCCGUGGCAGCCCUCAUCAAAAGAUUAA